AUAACAGUAUCUUUCAACACGAACUCGCGACGAAUUUGAGUGGAGACAAGACUUCUGCAGUCUAUAUCCUCCGUUGUUUGAAAUAAUAUACACCUUUUUGUUCAUUGAUCUUAUUGGACUUGUAAUAAAUCAUGGCUCGUAACAGUGAAAAAGCCAUGACUACAUUGGCUCGAUGGAGAGCUUCUCAAGUUGGUGAGAUCAAAGAGAAGGACCGACGACCAUAUUUGGCAUCUGAUUGUGAUAAUCUUCACGAGGCAGAAAAGUGGAGGAGACAAAUCAUUGGUGAAAUCUCCAGGAAGGUGGCACAAAUUCAAAAUGCUGGUCUUGGUGAAUUCAAGCUUCGUGAUCUUAACGAUGAAAUCAACAAACUGCUUCGAGAAAAGGGCCAUUGGGAGGACAGGAUUCUGGAACUUGGAGGGCCAGAUUACAGGAAAACAGGUCCUAAAAUGUUAGACAGUGAUGGCAAAGAAGUUCCAGGAAACAAAGGCUACAAGUACUUUGGUGCUGCAAAAGAUUUACCUGGUGUGAGAGAAUUGUUUGAGCAAGAACCCCCUCCACCGCCUCGAAAAACGCGAGCAGAGUUGAUGAAAGACAUCGAUGCUGAUUACUACGGCUACAGAGACGAAGAUGAUGGAAUUAUUGUCCCUCAAGAACUUGAGGCAGAGAGGAAAGCAAUCUCUAGUAAAGUGAGAGAAUGGAAAGAAAAGCAGAACAAAGUGAAGAGUGGAGAAAUGACAGAAGAGGAAGCCACAGGGAAAGAGGAAGAACUUUUCACAGCUGCAGAGCUGGCAGAGGAUGAUUUAGAGGUGCAGGAAGUAGAGAUGGAACCGACAGAAUCAACAUCAGAUUUGGACUUAGACAACCAACGUUUUAUCGCCCACGUUCCAGUCCCCUCACAGAAGGAGAUCGAAGCAGCAUUACUCAUGCGGAAGAAAAUGGAACUGCUGCAGAGAUAUGUCUCGGAUGGCUUACAGGAGGAGGAAAUGGAGGCAAAAGAUAUGGCGGGUGUGUGACGGCUUGUGUGUGUGUGAGAGAGAAAGGAAAAGAGGAGUAUGUGAAUGUGCAUUUGUGAGAGG
Aplysia californica (California sea hare) is the source of this 1076-nucleotide messenger RNA. RefSeq names its product pre-mRNA-splicing factor ISY1 homolog. Gene Ontology annotation, biological process: generation of catalytic spliceosome for second transesterification step; mRNA 3'-splice site recognition. The record is from RefSeq and is a predicted model, not a curated record. The coding region runs from base 132 to 1013 and encodes 293 amino acids. Gene Ontology annotation, cellular component: catalytic step 2 spliceosome; post-mRNA release spliceosomal complex; Prp19 complex. The transcript has 11 exons. Lineage: Eukaryota; Metazoa; Mollusca; Gastropoda; Aplysiida; Aplysiidae.